GAAUGUGGGAGAAAACAGUUUUAAACAAAGCAAAUCUCUAACACAGUUAUACCAACAUCGUAUUCUAUAAAAAAAAAAUAUUCACCAAAAAAAUAAAUUUUUAACACAACUGAAAAAGUGAAAAGUUAAGGGAGCAAAACAAACUCCCAACUUUUAUUUACAUUGAAAAAUCAAUAGCCUUUAAAAAGGAAAACUUAUCAUUCCUAUUGCGAAAAAAUAUCCUCCAUGUUAAGUAACAACUGGCAACAACAUCGUAGUUAAGUAAUAAUUAAUUAACCAGAAUUGGUAUAGAAACCAAUGUGGAGGCAGUUAAAGCAUAGUACAGCGCAAGAGGAAUUUGAAAUAAUAAAUACCACAUCAUUAAAUGCCAAAGUUGAAGCGGAACUCUAAAUUUUUUUAACUAUUCCACCCCCACAAAACUCCCACCCACGAUUUGGUGUGCACUCUAUUGUGACGUCGAAAGACAGACCUACCUGGCAGGUGGCAUAAUAAAUUGCGUUUCCGUUGCCUGGGGAUACAAUUGCUUGCAUCUAGAGAGGAAACGGAAAUAAAACAAAUCCUUACAAAUUAUGGCCAGCACUGAAGCUAAUUCGAAACAGCAACAGCAGCUAUCAAGAAUGCAACCAUCAUCGACAAACACAGCAACAUCGAGUACUUCUUCGUUGGCCUCCUCAGCAUCUUCGUCCAAAUCGAAUAAUGGCAAUAACAAUAUAGCGGCCAAUGCUUUUCUCAUGGAAGCCACAAAUGGCUGCUCCAUGGCAUCACCUAGCAGCAAUUCGGCUAUACUACAUCCGCCGCCUCCGCCGCCUUAUCACUAUGCAACAAAUGAUGGUAAACAAUCUAUGCCCAUUCAUAUGCCUUCUUCACUUUUGGAAUUGCCGAAUGAUAAAAUUCUCAUGGAUAAAGCCAAACUUUUGGAAGCUGCCUCCCUGGAUGAAGCCUUUGGUCCAGCCGUUAUCAAUGAGCCGCAAAAAAGACGCUGGCUUUCGUCGUUGCACAGUGUUAUAUUCAUUAUCACCUGUGCCCUGGCCAUAUUUAUUGUCUUUAGAAAUGUCUUAACUUGGCAUUUGCAAAGCUUCUGGGGAGCAUCGGGCGAUUUUUGGCAAGCGCAAUGGGACAAAUUCAUCGAUAUUACAGGUGAUGAUCCUUUCAUGUUCUGGGUAUUCGGAACGAAUAUCUUUACCAUGUUGGUGUACUGGUUGGUCGGCGGUAUCUACACCUUCAUGGACAUAACAAAUUGCCCGGCCUUUUUGCGAAAAUACAAAAUUCAACCGGGUACAAAUGAGCCAGUGGAGCGAGCAAAGCUAUUAAAGGUCAUUUCCAAAGUAGUGACUAACCAAGUAUGUGUCGGUGUGCCCAUAGCAUUUAUCUCCUACAAACUGAUGCAGCUGAGGGGUUUAACCUCAAUCCGCGAAUUGCCCACAUUCCAUUGGGUUUGUGUUGAGUUGACCGUGUGCAUUCUGAUGGAAGAACUGGGAUUCUAUUACUCACAUCGUCUGCUGCACCACAAGAACAUCUACAAGUUCAUACACAAACAACACCAUGAAUGGACAGCCCCCAUAGCGGUUACGGCCCUGUAUUGCCACCCCAUCGAACAUAUAUUCAGUAAUUUGUUGCCGCCCUUCUUGGGGGUAUUUAUAAUGGGCAGUCAUGUGGCCACGGCUUGGAUGUGGUUUGCCUUGGCCAUACUAUCAACAUUGAAUGCUCAUUCCGGAUAUCAUUUGCCAUUCUUUCCCAGUCCGGAGGCCCAUGAUUUUCAUCACUUAAAAUUCAACAAUUGCUUUGGAGUCUUGGGUGUUUUGGAUCGUUUGCAUGGCACCGACAGUCUGUUUAGGGCCUCAAAAUCCUAUGCCCGUCAUUUGAUGAUGUUAAGCUUUGUACCACCGCGUGAAGCUUUUCCCGACUCGACCAUGAAAUGAAUGACCAUACACGCUCACACACAAAAAUGGGAUAUGCAAAGAAAAGCUUUAACAUAUGAUUUCUCUGGUUUAUUUUUUUUCCUAUGUUAGUCCUUAAGUCUACUAAAUGUACUCGUAAACGAUGUAGGGCCGUUAAUUUUUGAUAGAAUUCCACCUACAGCACUACUAUAGCAAGCCUUCGGGAAUAACAAGACGAAGAUCGACACUUAUCAAAAACUCUAAGCACUAAAGGGAGUGUGUGUGAUAGAUAGCUUGACUUAGUUUCACUUAGGUUUAAUGAAAAAAAAACUGAACAACUCCUCACACUGAACAGAAAAAGUAUUUUAUAUAUAAAACCAAAAACUAUGUAAUAGAAAAAGACCUACGAAAUUGAAAAACAAAAAAACUAAAUGCAUACUCCUGCAUUUGUCAGUUUGUAUUCCUGAUUAAGAUACAUACACUUAUAUGAAUGCAUGUAGGAUGAAAGUAAAUAAAAAUAAAUUAUAUAAAUUUUUAAACAAAAA
Messenger RNA from Stomoxys calcitrans (stable fly), 2422 nucleotides. Its product is annotated as fatty acid hydroxylase domain-containing protein 2. The record is from RefSeq and is a predicted model, not a curated record. Bases 570 to 1919 code for a protein of 449 amino acids. Lineage: Eukaryota; Metazoa; Arthropoda; Insecta; Diptera; Muscidae. Gene Ontology annotation, biological process: sterol biosynthetic process. The transcript is spliced from 5 exons. Gene Ontology annotation, molecular function: C-4 methylsterol oxidase activity; iron ion binding.